Messenger RNA from Pollicipes pollicipes, 2305 nucleotides. RefSeq names its product succinate dehydrogenase [ubiquinone] flavoprotein subunit, mitochondrial. The transcript has 12 exons. Gene Ontology annotation, molecular function: succinate dehydrogenase (quinone) activity; flavin adenine dinucleotide binding; electron transfer activity. Gene Ontology annotation, cellular component: respiratory chain complex II (succinate dehydrogenase). Bases 20 to 2020 code for a protein of 666 amino acids. Gene Ontology annotation, biological process: mitochondrial electron transport, succinate to ubiquinone; tricarboxylic acid cycle. NCBI's taxonomy places the organism in Eukaryota, Metazoa, Arthropoda, Thecostraca, Pollicipedomorpha, Pollicipedidae. The record is from RefSeq and is a predicted model, not a curated record.
UCUUAUUUACAUCGCAACCAUGGCGGGCAUCUGUCGCGCGGCGGGUCUUCUAGCUGGGAAAGGAUUUGCAUCCAUUUCGGGCUAUGUGGCACCUUGUGCGGCAACCGUGCAGCGGAAUUUCCACUUCACCAUUGAAGGACGCACAGCAGAUGCUAAUGCCUCCCGCUCAGCACAGAUCUCCCGCGACUACCCGGUAGUGGACCACACAUAUGACGCCGUGGUGGUGGGUGCCGGCGGCGCUGGCCUGCGCGCCGCCUUCGGCCUGGUCGAGGAGGGCUUCCGUACGGCCGUCAUCACCAAGCUGUUCCCGACGCGGUCUCACACGGUGGCGGCGCAGGGUGGCAUCAACGCCGCGCUCGGCAACAUGGAGGACGACAACUGGCAGUGGCACAUGUACGACACGGUGAAGGGCUCUGACUGGCUGGGUGACCAGGACGCCAUCCACUACAUGACGCGCGAGGCGCCCAAGGCCGUCAUCGAGCUGGAGCACUACGGCAUGCCCUUCAGCCGAACCAACGAGGGCAAGAUCUACCAGCGCGCCUUCGGUGGACAGUCGCUCAAGUUCGGAAAGGGCGGCCAGGCGCACCGCUGCUGCUGCGUGGCCGACCGUACCGGGCACUCGCUGCUGCACACCCUGUACGGCCAAUCGCUGCGCUACGACUGCAACUACUUCAUCGAGUACUUCGCGCUCGACCUUCUGAUGGAGGAGGGCGAGUGCCGCGGCGUGAUCGCGCUCUGCCUGGAGGACGGCUCGCUGCACCGCUUCCGCGCCAAGAACACGGUGCUGGCGACAGGCGGCUACGGGCGCGCGUACUUCUCGUGCACGAGCGCGCACACGUCCACCGGCGACGGCUCGGCGAUGGUGACGCGCGCCGGCCUCGCCAACCAGGACAUGGAGUUCGUCCAGUUCCACCCGACCGGCAUCUACGGCGCUGGCUGCCUGAUCACGGAGGGCUGCCGCGGCGAGGGCGGCUACCUCAUCAACUCGGAGGGCGAGCGGUUCAUGGAGCGGUACGCUCCCGUCGCCAAGGACCUGGCCUCGCGCGACGUCGUCUCGCGCAGCAUGACCAUCGAGAUCCGGGAGGGCAGGGGCGUGGGUCCGGAGAAGGACCACGUGUACCUGCAGCUUCACCACCUGCCGCCGGAUCAGCUGGCUGCCCGCCUGCCGGGUAUCUCUGAGACGGCCAUGAUCUUCGCCGGCGUGGACGUGACGCGCGAGCCCAUCCCCGUGCUGCCCACCGUCCACUACAACAUGGGCGGCGUACCCACCAACUACCGCGGACAGGUGAUCCAGCACGCGAACGGCCAGGACCACAUCGUGCCGGGUCUGUACGCGGCCGGCGAGGCCGGCUGCGCCUCCGUCCACGGCGCCAACCGGCUGGGCGCCAACUCGCUGCUCGACCUGGUGGUGUUCGGUCGCGCCUGCGCGCACAGCAUCGCCGCCGACCACAAGCCCGGAGAGACGGUGGGCGCCCUCAGCGAGAACGCCGGCGAGGCGUCGGUGGCCAACCUGGACACGCUGCGCCACGCCGACGGCAUCACCCCCACGGCCAACCUGCGCAUGCAGAUGCAGAAGACCAUGCAGAACCACGCAGCCGUCUUCCGCACCGGCGAGGUGCUCCAGGAGGGCUGCAACAAGAUGGCCGAGGUGUACGAGAAUAUGGAGGACCUGAAGCUGUACGACCGCGGCCUGGUCUGGAACACGGACCUGGUGGAGACGCUGGAGUUGCAGAACUGCAUGCUGAACGCGCUGCAGACCAUCUUCUCGGCAGAGGCACGCAAGGAGUCGCGCGGUGCGCACGCGCGCGAGGACUUCAAGGACCGGCUGGACGAGCUGGACUUUAGCAAGCCGCUGGAGGGUCAGCAGGAGAAGCCGAUGGAGCAGCACUGGCGCAAGCACACACUCAGCAAGGUGGACAUCCAGACCGGACAGGUGGACCUGGCGUACCGGCCGGUCAUCGACGAGACGCUGGACGACCGGGAGUGCGCCACAGUGCCGCCUGCCAUCCGCUCGUACUAGCGGCCGACACAUCUCUCCGCGUUCUCCGUAGUGACGCCGCGGCGCGACGCCCCGCGCCGGCGGCGAGAUCCGGGUCCUCCGGGCCGGCCGGGCACACUCUGUGUUGUGUUGCAGUACUGGGCGCGGCGCCGACGCCGUUGUCGGAGUUGAUCGCGCCACAUCCUCUCCGCCGGAGAGGCCCCCUCAGGUGCUGACUGUCCAUGUUCCCGGGUGGUGCUGGGCUGUACAGUAUUUAUGCCCGAGACCAUAUUGUGACUUUGAGUGAAUACAUGGUGCGAGUGAGUA